AUGUUAUCAAACGCUCAAACAUUUUCACAUUUCUCACACCUAGGGAGGAGAAUUCCGGAAGGCUGCCGACACGAAGUACGCGCACGUCAUCAUUGCUGGAGAAGGCGCUGCAGGAAACAAUGCCAAGGCUCUCGCCACACAGGCUGUACUUCUCACCGCCAUCGGAAACUCUUCGCCUGUCAAGUAAUUGAGACAAGAUUACUGUACUGAGGAACAUCACUUUGAUUUCAGAUUCUCUGAUGCCACAUCUGGAGUUAUUGGAAAGGCUGUUGGUGCCAACGGGUCCGCCAGUGCUUUCCAGGCCGUCCACUCUGACAGUGGACUCGCUGGAGUUUAUGUGGUGUCCGAAGCGUCGAGUGCUGCAAAUACCGUCUCCGCUGUCUAUGGAGCUUUAAAGUCGCUAAAAGUCGAAGGAAUUGAGGGUAAGCUUGAAAAAAGAUAAUUUUUUACAGAAUUUCUAAAUCCUUUUCUGAUCUCUGUUCCUUGCAAUGCAAUACUCUGUUUGCAGCCGUCAAGAAGCAAGCCUACAACAACGCCCUCCGAGCCAAAGCUCACUCCGAGAACUUCGCUCUGGAGAGAACCGCUCAACUCUUCCAGUCCCAGGAGAACUUCAUCGAUCAAAUUCAAGCCGUCUCUGCAAGCGAUAUUGAAGCAGCCGCCAAGAAACUCACGAGUAAAAUCUCUCUGGCCAGCUACGGAAACAUCGCACAAGUCCCAUACGUCGACACUUUGUGA
Caenorhabditis sp. 36 PRJEB53466 is the source of this 735-nucleotide messenger RNA. NCBI's taxonomy places the organism in Eukaryota, Metazoa, Nematoda, Chromadorea, Rhabditida, Rhabditidae. The record is from the annotation of a GenBank genome assembly.